AUGCCCCGAGUCUUUGCGGUAGGCAUCAAACGCAGCAACCGUAACCUCGGACCUCCGAACCUGCAUACGCAGUUGCAGAAGAUGAACGAUACUGUGCCGAUAGCCCUUGAGGCUAGUAACGCCGAUCUCCAAACCCAAAUUUUAGUUCCAGCCAUUGUUAGUUGGGUUCUCAUCGGUUACUUAUGGUUUUGGCACCGAUCGACGAAAGUUUGGGUUCGGUGCAACGGAAAUAUCAAUGCUUUCACCAACGUCCCAGAACUCACACAACGAACACGCAUCACGGCAAUUUGCCUAGCCUCCAUCGUGUUUCUUGGAGUAUGGCCGAUCGACGUACUAGGCUGUAUCGUCUGCCGGGUGCUACAUGCAGACAACAACGAACAAGGCCUGCAGAAAACACUGCCAAUUACGAGAUCACAACACGAACUACCACCUCCGCCCUACGAUAGUGGUGGUGCCCGUAGUGCUUCAUAA
Molecule: messenger RNA, 471 nt
Organism: Neurospora tetrasperma FGSC 2508
Lineage: Eukaryota; Fungi; Ascomycota; Sordariomycetes; Sordariales; Sordariaceae
Exons: 2
Coding region: 1-471 (156 amino acids)
Source: RefSeq, a predicted model, not a curated record